AUGUCUGAGGUCAUCUCACGGCCAUCUGCCUCACGCGGCAGAGGCUCCGGUCGAGGCGGCAGAGGGGGUUUCGCCGGUCGAGGCGGCCGCAGGGCCAAUGGCGAUAAGUUGGAUCACAAGACCGCCGACGACAACUUGGGCACCUUUGAGGAUGAGGGGGAGUUUGCCGAGCUUCGACAGCAGUAUGGCGGCAAGACCUCUGUGAUCCGCGAAAUGUUCCCCGACUGGUCUGAGGCCGAUAUCCUCUAUGCUCUCAAGGAGACAAACGGCGAUGAGACUGAGGCUGUGACACGAAUGGCUGAUGGCACCAUCUCCCAGUGGGGCGAAGUCUCCAAGACGAAGAAGACCGCUCGCACCAAGGCCAAGGACACAUCCUCCGCACCCGUCAACACUGACUUGUCAGCCGGCGCUCGAACUGCUCGUGGUGGACGUAAUGCUUCCGACGCAACUCGUGGCCGAGGCAGAGCUACCGACAGGGGUGGCCGUGGCGGACGUGCUCGAUCGACUCAUCCCACCAACGGAUCUCGAACCAAGGAAAACCAGCAGCUGUCUGUGCCUACCGAAGAAUCCCCCGCAUACAAAGACGACGCGGCCAACGGCCUCGAAGAGAAGCCCGUAUCUGUUGAAAAGGCCAUCCCCGCCGAGCCCGUGAAGCCCGUUGCUCCCCAAGUCAAGACCUGGGCUAGCAUGCUCCGGCAGUCGACAGCUCCCAAGGUUGUGCCGGCACUUCCAAAGGAAAUCCCUGCCCCCAAGCCCGCCGAACCCGUAGAACCCGAACCCGUCCCCGAAACCGCCCCUGUUGAACCUGAACCUGCCAAGCCCGAGCCCGAAGCGGAACUCGAGGCCACUCCCGUUGUUGAGCAGGCCACUCCUGUUGUCCCCGUCGCCGUCGCCGAACCCGUUGCCGAGAUACAGCCCUCUCAAGAUGAGCUCACCGAAACCAAUCUCGAACAGAGCCCUCCUAGCGCCAAUGCCACUCCUCUUUCAGCCGCUCAGCAACAACACCAAGCUCAGAGAACCGCCACCAGCGGUUAUGCUGCUACUGCCUUGAAGGCUACUACUGAGAAGGCUGCCCCCCGUACUCCCAGCUUCCAGCGACGAGUUCUCGACCAAGAAGAGGCUGUCCGCAUGCCGGGCAACCGUGAAGUGGAUCGCGCUGCCGUGCAGUUCGGUGCCUUUAACCUCGAAGACGACGAAGAUAUCGAUGGCGAGCGUGAGGAGGCAGAGACUCGAGCUCAACCCCCCGCCGACUCGCCCGUUGCCGUUCCUAGAACCUCUCUUCCUCCGGCUUCUUCUCAGCCUGUUGCUGUACCGGAAACCUAUGCUCCUAAACCCACGACUGCUCCCCCCCCUGGAAUGACACCUAAUGCUGCUCAACAGCCUAUCCCUAACGCUCAACAAUUUGGUCGAUACGGUCAGGCCGGUCCUCAGGACAUCUCGGCAGCUCAGCAGAAGCCGCUGGAUCCUUUCAACCAGGGCGCCCCCGCAUCUCAACCGCCGUUCGAUAACUUCGCGGCUCAAACUUCUCAGCCUCCCGCACAGCAGCCCGGUGCAGCCUUCUCCUCGGCACCUAGCGACUACUCAGCCUACUACACCGCAAACCCUCAGGACCGAAACCCAUACGCCUUUUACGGCCAGCACUUUGGCCAGCAGGGAGCACACGCUCAACCGGAGGGUGUUUCCUCGCAACAGCGGCCCUUUGGAGGCUACAACGCCUCUCAAACUGAUAACCUGAGCCAGUACCCGCAGAGCGCUACUGGCCACAACCAGCCAAGAUUUGGCGGCAGCAACGAGAACCAGAACAGCGGCCACUCCACUCCCAACCCCGUCACGCAGGCUCAGCAGCAGCAGCCACAGCAACAGGGAGGCCCUGGUUCUCAGCCUCAGGCUCACGGGCAAUACCCCGGAUAUAGCCACCCAUACUACAGCAACCCCUACUACCACCAAUAUUACUCUGCUGGAUACGGCCAAGGAGGAUUCGGUCCGUAUGGCAAGGGUGGCAUGUAUGGACAGCCUUAUGCCAAUGCUCCAGAGAGCCCUCUUGGCUCCGGCCUUGGCGAUUACGGCCGCGCUGGCUCUGGCCAGGCAGCCAGCCAGCCUGGCCUGGGAGGAAGCAGCUUCGGCAGCACCCACGACAGCUUCUCUCGCGGCGCCUCAUCCUUCCAGUCCCAAGGACAGUCCUUCAGCAGCCAGACACAGCCAAGCAGCGGAUCUUCGGCCGAUGAGCUGAAGCCGUUUGGCGAGGCCAAGACUUCCUCUGGCCCCUCGCCCUCUCUUCCUCGGCCUGGCUCUGCCACGAACACGGCACCCGGUGGACAAAGCGGCAGCCUCCCGCCUCCCCAGACAUCCCAGAUGGGCGGUGCCUAUGGUGGCUACCCGAGCCACCUCCAAGGCCACGGCCUUCAUGGUAGCGGCGCAUACGGCAUGGGCGCCGGUGCCGGUGGCAACCAGCACAGCACCCCCUAUGGCUCUUACGGCCAGGGCGGAUUCGGCAGCGGAGGCUACUACAGCACCGGACAGCAGCAACAGCAGCAAGGCCAACAGCAGCAGCAACGCGGCGGCUGGGGCGGAAACUACCAUUAG
Messenger RNA from Trichoderma breve, 2583 nucleotides. RefSeq lists its product as uncharacterized. NCBI's taxonomy places the organism in Eukaryota, Fungi, Ascomycota, Sordariomycetes, Hypocreales, Hypocreaceae. Gene Ontology annotation, molecular function: ubiquitin binding. The record is from RefSeq and is a predicted model, not a curated record. The transcript is spliced from 5 exons. The coding region runs from base 1 to 2583 and encodes 860 amino acids. Gene Ontology annotation, cellular component: cytoplasm; nucleus.